Molecule: messenger RNA, 3915 nt
Organism: Macaca mulatta (Rhesus monkey)
Lineage: Eukaryota; Metazoa; Chordata; Mammalia; Primates; Cercopithecidae
Source: RefSeq, a predicted model, not a curated record
CACGCCCAGCUAAUUUUUAGUAGAGAGGCGGUUUCACCAUGUUGGCCAAGCUGGUUGCGAACUACUGACCUCGGGUGACCCACCCACCUCAGCCUCCCAAAGUGUUGGGAUUACAGGUAUGAGCCACUGCGCCCAGCAGAGAAAGUGGAAUUUCUAUGCUGGUGUAAGAUUUGAGAUUUUCCCAUUUAGAAAGUCUUCAGGAAGCAGCUGAGUCUUGACACUGAAAGGAUCCAGCUCAGGGUAAGUCCAUCCACAGGAGUGAUUCCUGCUUUGGAUUUGGGUCCUAGGGGUGAGAUCACAUCCCUGCUCCAUUUCUGGAGCAGAAAGGGAGCCAGCGUAGCAAGGGCUCUGAGUAGAGGGACCCUGGGAGUCACUAAAGCCACUUCCCUGUUGAUAUAAUGUACACACUGGCUUUCAUCCGCUCACAGGACAGUGAGAGUUUGUGAAUGCUCUCUGUGAACUGGGGAGCAGAUUUUUAAUGACGUAGGUCCCUCUGCUUAGAAGGAGAGAGUAUGUUAAGGGAUCACGCUCCCUCUGGUUUGCGGUUUUGGUCAGGAAUAGAGCACCCAAUGCCCCUUCUUAUAGACUUCUCCCAGCCAUAGGCUUUUUGCAGACCAUAAUGAAAGGGAGAAAGGAUAUAAAAUCGGGAUGAUGAUGGCAGGCAUGGAGAAGUUGACAGGGACAAGGAAGAGGAAAGCAAGGGACGUCCUUUUUCUUUGGUAUUCAACACAUGAACAAAGCUUGUUAACGAAUGUAGACUGGGUAACAACAGGGCUGGUGAGGGAGGACGACGUGGGUGGCUGUGGGGAAACUCUUCCCAAGCAUCCUAGGGGUGGGCCAGGAAGGGGACUAGAUGGACAUCUACAGGGCACAGAGCAGGGAGCGGCUAUUCUCUCCUGGAGGGGCUGUGGGUCCAGCAGGCUUUCGGAUGACGCCUUGGAAAGGCAAGGACAGCUUGCCGACUGGAGGGCAGGCAAAAGGGCGGAGACAGGCCAGAGACGGCGGCCGCAGUUCACUGACCAGGAGUAUGGCCUAGGGGUUCUGGUGCCAAGGCUGAAGGGGAACAACUUGGCCAGCCGCUCUCUGGCCGGCGUCUUCACGCGGCCUCCAAGAGCUCCUGUUGCCCUGCAGUGGCUCCUAGAGACUCCCUCCUUCCCACGUCCAAAUAGCUGCAGGAGGGAAGUGGGAGAAAAAAAGCGAACCAGCUUGAGAAAGGGCUUGACGUGCCUGCGUAGGGAGGGCGCAUGUCCCCGUGCUCCGUGUACGUGGCGGCCGCAGGGGCUGGAGGGGGUCCCUCCCGUAGCGACUCCAGUCUCAGAGUGCAAAACGGUACGCCCGCAGAGUCGCCCCAGGUGCUUGGGUGUUGUGUGAUUGACGCGGGGAAGGAGGGGUCAGCCGAUCCCUCCCCAACGCUCCAUCCCAUCCCUGAGGAUUGGGCUAGUACUCGCGUCGUCUCCGACAGAUGCCUGAGGAAGUGCACCAUGGAGAGGAGGAGGUGGAGACUUUUGCCUUUCAGGCAGAAAUUGCCCAACUCAUGUCCCUCAUCAUCAAUACCUUCUAUUCCAACAAGGAGAUUUUCCUUCGGGAGUUGAUCUCUAAUGCUUCUGAUGCCUUGGACAAGAUUCGCUAUGAGAGCUUAACAGACCCUUCGAAGUUGGACAGUGGUAAAGAGCUGAAAAUUGACAUCAUCCCCAACCCUCAGGAACGUACCCUGACUUUGGUAGACACAGGCAUUGGGAUGACCAAAGCUGAUCUCAUAAAUAAUUUGGGAACCAUUGCCAAGUCUGGUACUAAAGCAUUUAUGGAGGCUCUUCAGGCUGGUGCAGACAUCUCCAUGAUUGGACAGUUUGGUGUUGGCUUUUAUUCUGCCUACCUGGUGGCAGAGAAAGUGGUUGUGAUCACAAAGCACAACGAUGAUGAACAGUAUGCUUGGGAGUCUUCUGCUGGAGGUUCCUUCACUGUGCGGGCUGACCAUGGUGAGCCCAUUGGCAGAGGUACCAAAGUGAUCCUCCAUCUUAAAGAAGAUCAGACAGAGUACUUGGAAGAGAGGCGGGUCAAAGAAGUAGUGAAGAAGCACUCUCAGUUCAUAGGCUAUCCCAUCACCCUUUAUUUGGAGAAGGAGCGAGAGAAGGAAAUUAGUGAUGAUGAGGCAGAGGAAGAGAAAGGUGAGAAAGAAGAGGAAGAUAAAGAUGAUGAAGAAAAGCCCAAGAUCGAAGAUGUGGGUUCAGAUGAGGAGGAUGACAGUGGUAAGGAUAAGAAGAAGAAAACUAAGAAGAUCAAAGAGAAAUACAUUGAUCAGGAAGAGCUAAACAAGACCAAGCCUAUUUGGACCAGAAACCCUGAUGACAUCACCCAAGAGGAGUAUGGAGAAUUCUAUAAGAGCCUCACCAAUGACUGGGAAGACCACUUGGCAGUCAAGCACUUUUCUGUAGAAGGUCAGUUGGAAUUCAGGGCAUUGCUAUUCAUUCCUCGUCGGGCUCCCUUUGACCUUUUUGAGAACAAGAAGAAAAAGAACAACAUCAAACUCUAUGUCCGUCGUGUGUUCAUCAUGGACAGCUGUGAUGAGUUAAUACCAGAGUAUCUCAAUUUUAUUCGUGGUGUGGUUGACUCUGAGGAUCUGCCCCUGAACAUCUCCCGAGAAAUGCUCCAGCAGAGCAAAAUCUUGAAAGUCAUUCGUAAAAACAUUGUUAAGAAGUGUCUUGAGCUCUUCUCUGAGCUGGCAGAAGACAAGGAGAAUUACAAGAAAUUCUAUGAGGCAUUCUCUAAAAAUCUCAAGCUUGGAAUCCACGAGGACUCCACUAACCGCCGCCGCCUGUCUGAGCUGCUGCGCUAUCACACCUCCCAGUCUGGAGAUGAGAUGACAUCUCUGUCAGAGUAUGUUUCUCGCAUGAAGGAGACACAGAAGUCCAUCUAUUACAUCACUGGUGAGAGCAAAGAGCAGGUGGCCAACUCAGCUUUUGUGGAGCGAGUGCGGAAACGGGGCUUCGAGGUGGUAUAUAUGACCGAGCCCAUUGACGAGUACUGUGUGCAGCAGCUCAAGGAGUUUGAUGGGAAGAGCCUGGUCUCAGUUACCAAGGAGGGUCUGGAGCUGCCUGAGGAUGAGGAGGAGAAGAAGAAGAUGGAAGAGAGCAAGGCAAAGUUUGAGAACCUUUGCAAGCUCAUGAAAGAAAUCUUAGAUAAGAAGGUUGAGAAGGUGACAAUUUCCAAUAGGCUUGUGUCUUCACCCUGCUGCAUUGUGACCAGCACCUAUGGCUGGACAGCCAAUAUGGAGCGGAUCAUGAAAGCCCAGGCACUUCGGGACAACUCCACCAUGGGCUAUAUGAUGGCCAAAAAGCACCUGGAGAUCAACCCUGACCACCCCAUUGUGGAGACUCUGCGGCAGAAGGCUGAGGCCGACAAGAAUGAUAAGGCAGUUAAGGACCUGGUGGUGCUGCUGUUUGAAACCGCCCUGCUCUCUUCAGGCUUUUCCCUUGAGGAUCCCCAGACCCACUCCAACCGCAUCUACCGCAUGAUCAAGCUAGGUCUAGGUAUUGAUGAAGAUGAAGUGGCAGCAGAAGAACCCAGUGCUGCAGUUCCUGAUGAGAUUCCCCCUCUUGAGGGCGAUGAGGAUGCGUCUCGCAUGGAAGAAGUCGAUUAGAAGUUCAUAGUUGGAAAACUUGUGCCCUUGUAUAGUGUCCCCGUGGCUCCCACUGCAGCCUCAAGUGCCCCUGUCCCACCUGGCUCCCCCUGCUGAUGUCUAGUGUUGUUUUUCCUCUCCUGUCCUUGUGUUGAAGGCAGGAAACCAAGGGUGUCAAGCCCCAUUCCCUCUCUACUCUGACAGCAGGAUUGGAUGUUGUGUGUUGUGGUUUAUUUUAUUUUCUUCAUUUUGUUCUGAAAUUAAAGUAUGCAAAAUAAAGAAUAUGCCGUUUUUAUACA